Molecule: messenger RNA, 2070 nt
Organism: Pochonia chlamydosporia 170
Lineage: Eukaryota; Fungi; Ascomycota; Sordariomycetes; Hypocreales; Clavicipitaceae
Product: nucleus protein
Exons: 2
Coding region: 1-2070 (689 amino acids)
Biological process (GO): DNA-templated transcription; regulation of DNA-templated transcription
Molecular function (GO): DNA binding; DNA-binding transcription factor activity, RNA polymerase II-specific; zinc ion binding
Source: RefSeq, a predicted model, not a curated record
AUGGCCUCCGUCGAGCGAGAGAUCACUCCGCCGAUUGCACCACGGCCGAGAAGCACUCGAAGCAAUGUAUGUACGCAGUGUCGGCGAAUGAAGCAAAAGUGUGACCGUCAAACUCCCUGCUCAAACUGCGUCCGACGGCAAAUCCCCCAAUACUGUCAUCUCCCCCGAAAUCCAACCUCUCGGGUACAGACUGGCCGUAUAGCAAGAGCAACAACCCCAACAUCGCCAUCUAUUACAAACCUUGUAGAUGCUGAUUCCAGCCUGACAUGCACAUCACAACAAGACUCACCUCGAUCCCGCGCAAACGUCUACAAUGCAUCUCGCAUCGGACACCUCUGGAACUCUCGUGGGGCGCCGUCAUACCAUGGAAACUCAUACUUUGGCCACCAAUCCGCCGCGUCGAUGAUGCAAGUCGAAAGUCCAGAGCUACCCGUCGGCGUGAAUGGCAUCCAUGCAAGUAGUUCACGCAAGGCUCUCCACCGGGAUGAUAAGCGGCCGUACGACCAUAUCUGGGAACUGGUCGGGUAUCUACCGCGACGAAAGUCGGUAGUAGACCACUUGAUUCAAAAGUACUUUGACGAACUCAACGUUGUGCACGACUGUGUGCACGAGGAGUCAUUCCGAGUCAACUACGAUGCAUUUUGGAACCGGAAAUGGGGAGACGAUGACCUCACAGCGGUAGAUCUACGGUGGCUAGCUCUCCUGUUCAUGAUGCUUGCGUUUGCUGAGCUGCUCAACUGUCCCCUUGAUGCUGGCCCGGAAGCCCAAAAGGACUGUGAGGAAACAUCCGUGCAAUUCUUCUGGGCUGCUCGAAAGGCCAUCGUCCUGGCACCCACAUUCUCAGGUGAAAGCCCUGAUUUGGUUCGAGCCGGUAUCUUAGUGAGUCGGUAUUUGACGUAUUUCGGACGCAAGACGGAGAGUUGGCUCACGUCCAGUUUUGCGAUUCGCAUGGCGCAAGCGCAGGGCAUGCACAUCGAUGGCGAAAGCUGGGGUUUGCCGCCGAAAGUGCUCGAGACGAGGCGCCGGCUGUGGUGUAAGUUGUAUUGUCUUGAUCGUUCAAUCUCCUUGGCCGUGGGGAGACCGUACACUAUUCACGAUAAGCACUGCAUGGAGAUGAACAUUCGGAAUAUAUGGGUGGAUGACAUGACUGCCGAGGAAGCGGCCGUUGCAGAAGAACAGCCACUCAGUGAGCCAACCAAGAAUAUUUACUACUUGUAUCAGCAGCGUCUUUCGUCGAUAUUGGGCGAUAUACACGACGAGUGUUUUGGAUUAGCACCCAUGACUGCAUCGUACAACUCGUACGAGAAAGUCAUGAGGUUGGACCGCGUUCUUCUCAACUGGGCAGAGUCAUUGCCGUCAUACUUUCGUCUUGAGGACCCCGAUUCGACAAUGGAUGCAGACCGUCCGUACUUGUAUUGGCAACGAAUGUAUCUUCAUUCUGCGUAUCACUUUGCGCGCAUCACUCUCCACCGAACAUACGUCUUGCUCGAGUCAAUCACCGAUCGUUUCCAGUAUAGUCGAGACGUCUGUAUCAGCUCCGCAUGCGCUGACCUCCGUCUUAAACUUAACUUUCGCACCCUCAACAUGGCAGAUCGUGUCAAGGCCGGUGGAGCGAUGCACAAUCUCUUCAACAGCGCUUUAGUGCUGGGUAUCAUUGCUGUCAGAGAACCAUAUCUGCCGAAAACGAUGGCCAUAGUGGAAGAUCUCGCCGCGUAUUGUGAGAAGCAGCGUGCCGACGUGUGGGUCAAUGAGUUUGUGUUGGCCGAAGUGAAAGUCAUUGAGUUGUGUAUUGCAAGUGUGAGAAAGUCUCGAAGGGAGGGUAUCGCCGACAAGAGAGUUGGAGGAAAUCCCUCGCAAGAUCAAACACAAGUUGUGAACCCGGACACAAAUGUGAGGUUUCCGCAGGGUUGGACACCGGCAGAGACAGACACCCUUCCGUCAGAUAUGGCGGGCAUGGAACAAGAUGAGAAUUGGCUGGAUAAUUGGUUUGGUCCUACGAGGAACUUUCCAGAGCCGAUUGACUUUCAGUUCUGGGAGGACUUGGUUGGGAGCCUGGAGGCGAGACAAUAA